AUGCCAAACACCAAUUGGCUCUGGUUCCGAGUCUUUGCCAACCUGGGCUUGAAGAAGAACGGUGGAAAGUUCUCGCAGGAACGGCUCGACGCUGACAUCAAGCACCUCGACACCUUCUACCGAGGCGGCGGGUGGUCCAAUGACGGGCCGGAGGGCAUCCACCAGAUGGACUACUACUCGUCCAGCUUCGCUAUUCAAUUCCUCCAACUCCUGUACGCGAAGCUCGCCGGCGACGACGAGCCCGAGCGGGCCGAGGAAUUUCGCAAGCGAGCCCAGAUGGUGGCACUCGAUCUCGCACACUACUUUGACGAGGAGGGUCGAGCCAUCCCCUUCGGCCGCAGUGUCGGAUACCGCUUCGCCAUGGUGUCCUUUUGGGGAGCCCUCGCCUAUGCCGGCGUCGAACUCCCAGAGCCCUUGACGUGGGGGAUGGUGAAGGGCAUCGUGAUGCGCCAUCUGCGGUGGUGGCAGACGCAGCACGGCAUGUGGAGCCCGAGCGGAACGCUUUCGGUUGGGUACUCAUACCCGUGCAUGUAUAUGGCGGAGAACUACAACAGUCCCGGAAGCCCGUACUGGGCCUGCCUUGCCUUCAUCUGCCUCGCGGUCCCCGAAGACCAUCCUUUCUGGACCUCCGAGGAGGAGCAAGCGUGGGAUGUCAUCCCCAAAAUCAAACCUCUCGAACAGCCGGGCCACAUCAUGAGCAAUAUCGGUGGCCACUGCAUGCUUCUCUCGUCCGGCCAAGCUUGCAGCUAUCCGAUGAAGGGCACCCACGCCAAGUAUGGCGGGUUCGCCUACUCCAGCGCCUACGCCUAUUCGGUCCCUCCGGGGCUGUUCUCUCUUGAGCAGUACGCCCUGGCUUCGCAGCUGGGCCUUUCCGACGACGGCGGCGAAUACUGGAAGGCCCGGCGGCUCUCGCAGUACGCCGCAAUCGAAAGCAGGGACGGCAAGCCGGUGCUCGUCUCGGUGUGGAAGCCGUUUGUGGACGUCGAAAUCAAGACGAUCUUGGUCCCUCCGGAAGAGUCGACGCCGAACUGGCACCUUCGAAUCCACCACAUCAAGGCGGGGCGGGAGGUCAUGACGGCAGACGGGUCGUUUGCCAUCGCCAACGAGAACUCGACAAACGGCCGAUACCUCGACCUCUACGACGCGGACAAGGGCGAAGGCACGUCGCCAAAGAUCAUCGGGAACUAUGACACCAACACGCCCGAGGGGUUGGCAAAGGGCAGCGAGGGGUCAUUCGCCGUAUCCAAGGGCGCCGUAGGCAUCAAGGCCUUGGAGGGCUCCAUCGAGCGGACGGCCAACCUCGUCAACGCGGACCCCAACUCGAACCUGGUCGAGAACCGCACGACGAUCCCGACGCUCCAGCACACGAUCAGCAAGGGAGAUUCAGUCUGGUACAUCACGGGCAUCUACGCCAAGCCUGACGGUGAGGGCGUCCCCAGGCAGAGCUACCUGGACGGCUGGGAGAGGCCACCUGCAGUCCCUUCUUGGCUCGAGACAGAGAUGGCUGCGUCCUGA
Molecule: messenger RNA, 1515 nt
Organism: Colletotrichum higginsianum IMI 349063
Lineage: Eukaryota; Fungi; Ascomycota; Sordariomycetes; Glomerellales; Glomerellaceae
Exons: 2
Coding region: 1-1515 (504 amino acids)
Source: RefSeq, a predicted model, not a curated record